ACCGAACAUUACGGCGCGGCGACUGCAAAUAGCAGUUAACCUGCGUGAACCCGUUUUCAGGUUCAAGGUACUGCUACGUGUACCCAACCAUAGGAAAAGUAGUAAACAGUACAUCAGUAAUACAUGUCGAUACGAACCGUUCGCUAAAGCAGACUUCGAUCCUAUAGAAUAAAAGUGAUAUUUUUUCGUUCACCAUUAUUUUCACAAUCAUUUUUCUUCGUUUUUUGUCACAAAAAAUCAAUACUAUGGAAGAUGUUUUUCUCCUGUACACCGUUGUAGUCACCGCCUUGUUGCUGCUUUAUAUUUUCUUCGAUGUCAACUAUUUUCUCAGGAUUAUUUUUACGAUCGGAUGGGGUAAGAUAUUUGACAAAAAGAAGAAGAUUGACGAGCAAACAGAAAUAUACGGUUUAGUAACUACACAGGACUUGGACAUAUUCUUCAAACAUAUGAACAAUGCUCGAUACGUGAGGGAAUUGGACUUUGCCAGAUUUCAUUUUUAUGAAAGGACCGGCAUAUAUGACGAAAUAAAAAAGGUCGAUGGUCAUGUGCUACAAACAGCAUCUAAUAUCAGAUAUAGGAGGACAAUGCCUUUACUACAGGCCUACAAAGUCACACAAAAAAUCGUUUCUUGGGACGAAAAGACGUUAUACAUCGAACAACAAUUCGUAACUCUGAGAGACAACUUCGUACGAGCUGUUGUUCUGAGUAAACAAACUACCAUUGGACUGAAUGUGCCAGAAAUUAUGGCAAAACUGACUGGUAAAGAUGUCUCCUAUCGUCCAACGCCGCCUCCGGAACUAGAGGAUUGGCUCACCUCUAUGGACAAGUCCAGCGAAAGACUAAGAAAGAAGAAUUGAUUAAAUUUGGUAUACAGGGUGUCUAAAUAUCCCGUGGACAUGGAACUACUACGUAUUUUCGGAAUCAAAGUAAAUUCAUUGGGCACAAUUUACGUCUAUGCAAAAAUGCUUCGUUUGUCCGUCAGAGGGCAUCAAAGUUAAAUAAAUAAACACAUUUCAAAUCGGAGUAUUGUUCCUUAAACUAUCUUAAAAAACGUGUUUAUUUUUUUAAAGUUGUUGAGGUAAGUUGUGUCCAAUCUUCGAAUUAAAAGAUUAAGGAAGGAACAUAUCAAAAAUCUUAGAUCCAACUAAGUGAUAGACCCAAAU
This is a messenger RNA of Sitophilus oryzae (rice weevil), 1163 nucleotides long. Its product is annotated as protein THEM6. The record is from RefSeq and is a predicted model, not a curated record. NCBI's taxonomy places the organism in Eukaryota, Metazoa, Arthropoda, Insecta, Coleoptera, Curculionidae. Bases 246 to 857 code for a protein of 203 amino acids. The transcript has 4 exons.